Messenger RNA from Ylistrum balloti, 5540 nucleotides. RefSeq names its product maternal protein tudor-like. Gene Ontology annotation, biological process: spermatogenesis. The transcript has 28 exons. The record is from RefSeq and is a predicted model, not a curated record. Bases 1 to 4962 code for a protein of 1653 amino acids. NCBI's taxonomy places the organism in Eukaryota, Metazoa, Mollusca, Bivalvia, Pectinida, Pectinidae. Gene Ontology annotation, molecular function: RNA binding.
AUGGAUGAAUGGGACCCUCGUCAAGAUGACUUUAAGUGUGAAAAAUUUAACACAUAUGAUCGAGGCCCUGGACAGUUUUUACCAAGCAAAAUCGAGAGAAGUAAAUCUGAAGGUAUUCAGCUUUACAUCAGUGGCAUUCCGAAUGAUCUGACAGAAGAAGGCUUAUACAACCUGUUUUCUCAAGCAGGUGAAUGUCUUCGUUUGAAGAAAUGUGUUUCUAAAAACCCUGAUGCUGGAGAUACUUAUGGAUUUGUUACAAUGUUAUCAGUAUCUGAUGCAGACAGAGCUCUUUCCAGAUUUAAUAACUUCAAUAUUGGCCGCUUUCGUAUGCGGGUUAGAAUAGCUAUUUCUGAAGAGGAAAUGAAGAAACGCAAAGAAAAGAAACUGGAGGAAGAAGAAUUCAUCAAAUCUUUGCCAAGUCAGAGGCAACAAGUAAAAAAAACAGGAACGAGUUCAGACACAGAUAACUCAUCUGGAGGUCAAACGAAGGUCAGUAUGAAUAGCAAAGGGAAGCAAAGAAACAGGCACGACAGGAGCAAUGGUCAUAUAGAUAAGGCCAGUGCACAGCAUUAUCCUAUGCCCAGCAGCCAUGAGGCCCAUGGUGGUUAUCCAUUUGAAAGGGCUGAUGGAUUGGCUGCAAGAGGGAUGGGUUUACUUGGUGAAGUGCCAAACAGUCCAUAUUACCAUCAGGCAUACUCAUACGAUCCAUCAGGUAUAGUCGGUAAUACUUAUCACUAUGGCAACAAUGGCAGGACGAUGACACAUAUAUGGGGCACAGCUGUAUAUGACAGACAAGAGAAUUUCAUGCAAGGUCAAGGGAGAGGUUACUAUGGAGGACAAAGAAGGGGACGUGGAGCUCAACAUCACUACCAAGAACCUUACAUCAAUGACUUUCAGUAUCAGGGUGUCUACGGACCUGACUAUAUGGGUGGCUAUGGGCGGGGUCAUGCACAGGGACCACUCCACUUCAGUCCAAUGGAUAGCUACCAAGGAGCUGGACGGGGACACUACACAAACAAACACCAUAUGGGUUAUGGACGUGGGCAGUCCUCUACCAACCAAACCUUUAGAGGUGCUAGACGAGGGGGAUACUUUGCACAAAAUUUCCACAGUCCUGUUCCUCACCACAGCAGCAUGGAAUCUUUAAACUCAGUGUCAAGUACAGCACAGAACAAACAAAAGAAGGAAACACGCCCAUGUGCUCUCUGUGAAAAACCAGGGAGCUACCGAUGCAGCAGAUGCAAGACAUCCUAUUGUUCUGAAAAUUGUCAGAGAAAACACUGGGAUGUUCACAAGGAUAUGUGUCAUGAAACAGAGACCCUGCAAAAGAAAAUGGAGAAAGAAGAUGAAGACUUCGGUGAGAUAACAAUAGGGGAGGAUUUGAUAGAGAAAAUGGUCGCUGGAGGUGCCCUUGAAAAAGUUGAAGUGAAAAAUAUGCCAACGAAAACACCUCAGACUGCAAAUGGCAAGUCAGGAAAGCAAUCAAAACCACAAAAAAUUUCUCCCAAAUCAGUAAAGUCACCUAGUAGUAAGGAGAAGUCUUCAAUCUCAAAGGCAUCACCACAACAACAAGAGAGAGAGGAAAAAGACAGCAAUGGCAGAGCACUUUCCAAUUCUUCAAUUGAUAUGGUUCCACUUCAAGUUAAGAGACGUGCAGCGGACACCAAAGAGCCCAUUGUCAAAAUGCCUCCUUCACCUCCAGCACCAAAGCAAGUUCGAGGGAAAGCCUUUAAGAUUUCAGAACUUCCAACUGGCUUAGAUAUUCAGGUUUUGGUAUCAGAAGUAGUGGAUCCACACCUGAUUUGGCUCCAGCUACACUCUGAAGAAAACCACCAGGCUCUGUCCGAGUUGAUGACCCAAAUGACAACUUUAUAUGACAAAGAGACAAAUGCACAUGUAGCUUGCCCAGUAGUAGGUGAUGCAUAUGCUGCUCAGUUCAGUUUAGACAAUAAAUGGUACAGAGCUAAAGUGGAAGCUUUUCAGGGGUCAGAUGCCGUCAAAGUGACCUACUUAGACUUUGGAAAUCAGGAAACUAUGGCACUCACCAGACUUCGUCAACUUAAAGACAGCAUGGUGGCACUACCAGCUUUGGCUGUUAAAUGUAGCUUGGCGGAUGUGAGCCCACUGAAGGGAGAAUGGGGAGAUGCUGUUAAUGUUCUAAAAUCCCUCAUUCCUGCAACGCUAGAAUCAGCAGUGAUUUACACUGUUAAAGCACAAUCUAAAGAGGGAGACUAUUACAUAGUGGACAUGUUGGAUAGAAAUGGUGAAAAUGUCAGAGAAAAACUUGUACAAGCUGGAGUUGUGAAAGUUUCUCAAGGAUCAUCACAAGCAGCUGAAUCUGUUUCUAGCCCAAUUCUUUACAGUUCACUUCCCCUGAAUGAAAAAGUCAAAGUGCUGACAAUGGAUGUGUCAAGUCCUGGUGAAAUCUGGGUUCAGGAAGGGAAUAUUAAAAAAGUAGAACAUGGAUUAGCAAUCACAGACGAUCUCAAUAAAAAAGUAAAUGAACAGAAACUGAACCCUGUCACAGAGGUGAAGCCGGGUGAAAUGUAUGCGGCUUACAGCGCAAAGGAUAUCGGCUGGUAUCGUGCUCGUGUGGAUUCCCUUAGAGAUGAUGGAACUGUCAAUGUUACCUAUGUAGAAUUUGGCAACAAGGAGAAUGUCUCGCUGUCACAAAUGAAAGAACUGGACUCGGCAUUAAAGUCUGAACCUCUAACUGGAGUACAUUUGGUGUUGCAUGGUAUUGCACCCCUUCCAGGAGAAACAACAUGGAGUGAUGAUGCUAUAACUACACUCAAGGAAUUAGUGUUGUUGUCUGAUGUGUCCAAAAUCUCUUACAUUGCUGAGGCUGUGGGUCGCAAUGUCUCCUCUACCCUGGUCAGGAUGACCGAUAACGAAGGCUGUGAUAUCGCUGAUAAACUGGUAGAAGUUGGUGUUGUCAGAACAAAUGUUGCUUCUACCUCUACAAAAACUGCUGCAUCUCCAAAACAAAGUGAUGCAUCCAAAACAGAAUUGAAAAAAAUAUCUAUAAUGGCCAAAAGCCUCGGUAGUGUAGCUGAUAAACUCGCUCCUAAUGAUGUAGUUGCCAUCAUGAUUACCGAUGCCGUCUCUCCUGUCAACUUUGUGAUACAACUCAACCAAGAAAGUCUAAUACGACCGUUUGCUGCCUUUAGUUCAAAUAUCAAUACAGCUAUGCAAGAUGUUCAAAUUGGCUACAAGCCCAAGCAGGUUGGUGAGCUGAUACUAGGUUUGUAUGAGGGAAGUUGGUACAGAGCUGAGGUCAUCAGCCUCACUGACAAGGAGGCAGAAGUUUGCUUCAUUGAUUUUGGCAAUAGUGAGAGGAAAGAAUUCUCAGAGUUAUCAGCAGCCAUCGAAGUCUGUGGUUCAUUGCCAGCCCAGUCUGUUAAAUGUUGUUUACAUGGAGUUACUGCCCCAGAUGUUUGGCCUCAGGAAGUCCUUCAGAGUUUUGCAGAAUUGAAAGAAAGUCCACUAGAAGCAGAAUUCAAAUGUAUGGUGAAAGAUAUAGCCAUGAUUGAUAUAAUGGUUGGUGAUGAGGGGAUUUCGGCUGCAGCAGUCAUCAAUCAGGUACUAGAAAACAUAAAAUCUGGGACUGAACCACAAGUCUCUACAGUACCCACUUCAGUUCAGACAGCAAAUCAUGAAGUUGGGUCGAGUCCAGUGUCAGACACUAGGCCUAUUAUGGCUUCUGAUGUUUCCAUGGAAACACUACCAUUUACAAUUGAAGAAGCGGUUGUUUCAUCCAUUGUAGACUUCGAGUCUUUUUACAUUCAACUUCUGAAAUCUGAGAGUGAAAUUGCAGAAGUACAGCAAAAUAUGUCCGUUUAUUGUGAUACAGCAUGUCCUUACACUCCAGUUGAAGGUGAGCUGAUUUGUGCUAAGUUUUCAGCAGAUAAACAGUGGUAUCGUGCUAAGGUGAUAGACGUACUGGGUGAAGAUCAGUUCACUACGCAGUUUGUUGAUUACGGUAACUGUGAUGAGGUUAACAAAGACAGUAUCAGGAAACCGAUUCCCUCCCUUAAGUCUCUACCCUGUCAGAGUAUUCAUUGCAAACUUCAGGAUGUUACCAAUGAAGGCCAGUCUCAAGACACGCUACAGGACUUUGCUCAACUGGUCAGUGGCUGUAAAGUCCAGGUAGAGGCAAAGCAAAUUGACAAUGGUGUGUACUCUGUACUCCUUACCACUGCUGAGGGAGUGGACAUCAAUAACAGGUUUCAGGUGGAAAGAGCCUCAAGUCACCAACUCUCUCCCCAUCCUCACGAACCGAGGACAAGCAACAUUAAACUCUCUGAGAUAACAAGGUUUGAACCCAAGGAGAGAAACUUUGAAGUGAUAAUAACAUAUGUUGUAACUCCUGAAGAGUUCUAUUGCCAGCUAACGAAUCAAGAAAGCAUUCAAGCCUUGUCACUGUUGCAGCAGAAUAUUAUGUUACAUUGUGCAAUGGAGAAUACCAACCCAGAAUUUAGACCAGAAGUUGGAGAGCUCUGUUGUGCUCGGUUUACUGACCUGUCAUGGUACAGAGCUGUUGUCAUGAAGAUUUUCCAGGACGACACCCUGCUUGUUCAUUUUAUUGAUUUUGGAAACUCAGAGAUUGUAGCAAGAGAAACAGUGCGACCAAUUUCACCAGAGUAUACUGAGCUUCCAAUAACAGCUUUCAAAUGUUCCCUACAUGGAGUGAUGCCAAUAGGCAAAACAUGGUCUAAAGAGGCUUCAGAUAAGCUUUGGACUUACUCUGGUCCCAGACUUAUGAUUGAGAUCUUUGACAAGGUUGGCGAUUUGCAUAUUGUGGAUUUGAGUGCGGAGGACAGUAAAGUUUCCGAUAACCUGGUUGAUUCUGGAUUUGCCAAUAGGGCUCAGGCAGAGGCAGCUGAUGAGGCAGCCAGCAUUCAAGAGCAAAUUGCUGCACUUCAGGCCCAACUGCUUGCUAUAAAGAAAAAGGAAGGUUAGAGGUAAAUAACUGGCUUAAAGCAUCAUGCUUACUUUGGAAAAAAAUAAACAUACGUGGUAAAUGAAGGGAGAGGAACAGUCACCAAACUGUUAAAUAUCAAAGUUCUGCUGGACCUGCAGUAAGAGAUAAUUUCAGCAAGACAUCGGAUGUUUGUCGAGAUGGAGACAAUUUCAGCAAGAAAUCGGAUGUUGGUCGAGAUGGAGAUAAUUUCAGCAAGACUGAUGUUUGUUGAGAUGGACACAAUUUCAGAAGGAAAUCUGAUGUUUCUCGAGAUGGACACAAUUUUAAAAGGAAAUCUGAUGUUUGUGGGUCAAAGAUCUGGUCUUAAAUAUGUUAUCCAUUAUGUGUAUUUAAAAGGUGAACAUACUGAUGUCAGUUUCAUAGGUUUAUAACAGUGCGCUUAUCUACCCCUCAUCAUUUUUCCUUCUCCUGUGUCCACCCCUUGGUGCAUUUUUAAGAUAAAAUCACCUUGUGAUUUUCACCACUUGAUGUAUUUUAAAGACAAAAUCACCUUGUGUUGAAUUCAUAUACCAAUACUUAUCAAUCCUAGUUUGUAUAUAUAUAAAAAAAAUUUGAA